UGUUUUAUCUUAGCAUCGAUACCUGCACAAAAAACCCUUCUACAUUUUGUAUACUGCUCCAAAGAAAACGAAAACAAAUAUUUCAUUCUUAUCAAUUAAUUUUAAGUUAGUCAUCCGAAUUCCUAGUAAGGCUAAGUAUGUGAUACAAAACGCAACAGACACACACUCGUGCAAUACGUGAAAGAUGAGUAACUGUGGGAAGAACACCUCAAGCACAAACUCUCGGAGCCAAAACCAAGGCCAAGGUGCUGCUGCUGCAAACUCUUGCGGAGGGGUCAGUGGAAAUGCGGGGGCAGUAGGCAGCGCUGCGGCACGCAAUCGUCCCAGAUUGCCAGCUAGUCAAUGCAGCGUCGAUCAGACAACAACAAAUCCGAAAGAGAAACGCAGCUGGUUUCAUUCACUAACAAGACGAAAGAAAUUGGAUUCUGGCUGCAGUUCAACAGUAGUGCAUUUGCAAAACAACAAUAAUGAACCCCCCCUUGGCGGUACACUCGAGGCAAGCUGCUCUAGCAACACAGCAGCUGCAACUGGAACAGGUGAUGCCUUGGCCAGCAAUUGCAGCAGCAAUAAUGGAGCGAUGCGCAAACGCAAGGAUAACAACAAUAAGAAGACCAUGUUCUCGCGCAUACGCAAGCGGAUGGGCCUGGGCUUGAGUGCGCUUCGCAAUUGGCAUUCGAUGGGCGAUGAUUGCUGUGAUGACUGUGAUGGCGGCACAACGGAUGCUAUGUACGAGUUUUUAACGCCAGCCAUACGCGUGGAGCCCACACUACCAUUUACCCAUGACUAUAUGCGUUUCAUCACUAAGAAGUGGUUGGAGCGUCAGGAGGCGCCCAAUGAGGUCAUGUACAAGGCCUGUUCCGAAAUGCUAAAUCAAGUCUGGUACUGGGGCGAAAUCUCGCGACGCGAUUCCCAGAAGCAGCUGAGUGAUAAGCCAACGGGUUCGUUUUUAGUGCGAGAUUCCGAAACGAGCGGUUCCCAAUUUACGCUCAGCUUUCGCAUUGUCAAUGUGACGUUACAUUAUCGCCUGGAAUAUCGCGAUCAAUUUUGGCACUUUGAGGAAUUGAAAUAUGAAUCAAUUGUGGAGAUGAUCGAGGACAUUUUGCAUCGCUGUACGAACGAUAAUUUCGUAUGCUUUGUGAAAGUGCCAAACGAAAUGCAGCCACCGUUUCCAGUCAUACUCAAGUAUCCGUUGAGCCGCUACUUGAAUAUGCCCAAGCUGCAGGAUUUGUGCCGUCGUGUGCUGCAGCGACAAAUGCCAAUGGCUGAUCUGGCCAAGUUGCCGGUGCCGGCGCAAAUGUUGGAGUAUCUGUCCGUUGAGCGUGAAUUGGUAUUCCAAAGCUAGGCCAACAAUACAUUGCCAAGUAUCAGCUGCUGGUGAUAGCUUUAAAAACGACAGUGACAAAACCAAAGAGGUUCGCAAGGCAGCUAAAGGCACUGCCAAAAUAU
Drosophila sulfurigaster albostrigata is the source of this 1446-nucleotide messenger RNA. RefSeq lists its product as uncharacterized. Gene Ontology annotation, cellular component: phosphatidylinositol 3-kinase complex. Gene Ontology annotation, molecular function: 1-phosphatidylinositol-3-kinase regulator activity. Gene Ontology annotation, biological process: phosphatidylinositol phosphate biosynthetic process; intracellular signal transduction. The record is from RefSeq and is a predicted model, not a curated record. Bases 185 to 1342 code for a protein of 385 amino acids. NCBI's taxonomy places the organism in Eukaryota, Metazoa, Arthropoda, Insecta, Diptera, Drosophilidae. The transcript is spliced from 3 exons.